AUGUGUAGUAGAGGCCAUUGGAGACCAUCUGAGGAUGAUAAGCUUAAGGAGUUGGUGGAAAGCUAUGGACCUCAUAAUUGGAACGCCAUAGCUGAAAAUCUCAAAGGAAGAUCAGGUAAAAGUUGUAGGUUGAGAUGGUUCAAUCAAUUGGACCCAAGGAUAAACAGAAAUCCUUUCACCGAGGAAGAAGAAGAGCGUCUGAUAACUUCUCAUCGGAUUCAUGGCAAUCGAUGGGCCGUAAUUGCGAGACACUUCCCCGGCCGGACGGAUAACGCUGUUAAGAAUCAUUGGCAUGUGAUGAUGGCGAGGAGUCGUCGCGAAAGGUACAAGAUCUAUGCGAAAGGUCCUCUUGAUCAUCACAUAAUUUUCUCUCCAAAUGAUCAUCAAACAAACUUAGAGGCAAGAAAUCUUCAUUCUUUUGUUGAGAACUAUCAUGAAAAGAAUAAUCACCCAAGUGUCUCAUAUAACCCUUUCCAAUUUCCGAUGUUUCGGUUUAAAGAUCCAAGUUCUUGUUCCACAAUGCAUCAAGAUAAAACACAAUCAAUUGAGUUCUAUGAUUUUCUUCAAUUAGAUUCCAAUAAAAGUGAAGUUACUGAUAAUGCUAGAAGAGAUGAUGAGGAAGUGAAUCAAAAUGUUGUGGAGCUAAAGAACAAAGAAAAACAUGUUCCAUUCAUUGAUUUUUUGUCUACUUCAAGCUGCUAA
This is a messenger RNA of Vicia faba (fava bean), 702 nucleotides long. Lineage: Eukaryota; Viridiplantae; Streptophyta; Magnoliopsida; Fabales; Fabaceae. The record is from the annotation of a GenBank genome assembly.